Encephalitozoon cuniculi GB-M1 is the source of this 1323-nucleotide messenger RNA. RefSeq lists its product as uncharacterized. The coding region runs from base 1 to 1323 and encodes 440 amino acids. The transcript has a single exon. Lineage: Eukaryota; Fungi; Microsporidia; Unikaryonidae. The record is from RefSeq and is marked provisional.
AUGCUAAGAGAGCUUGUCGACGAAGAUGACUUCUGCAGAAAGCUGAGGAUGUCCAAGGAGGAAAACUGCAAGACCGGUUUCUACUGGCUCUUUUAUACUUUAAUUCACGACCCGUCUCUGGAGAUUUUGGAGAGUCUUCUUUCUAACUACACACUGCAGGAUGUUAUAAACGGCCUCAAGCAUCUCAUUAAGUUUAAGUUCGAUAGGCUGACCAAGAAUGUCUGUGCAAACAUUCUGCUCAUAGUUAGGAUGAUGCUGGACUACGAAGAAAAUAUAGACACGCUGAUCAUAAAUCUUUUAAGGCACCACUUAGUGGACGAGGUGUAUUCUAUGUACAAAGACAAACCAAAGUACUUCAGCAAUCAUUCAAACAGCUUGGUAUUUCUGGUGUUCUUUUGUGCCCAGAGCAGUUCGAGGAGAGGUGUUUUUGGGGAUUCGAGUCUUAGCUCGCGUGACUUCAUGUUCAUGCGUGUAAAGGAGAUGCUCCAAAGCCCAAAUUCCGAAGAGUACAAGGAAAAAAGAAUGAAGAGAAAAGCCAUCCAUGUAAGCCCGGAAUAUCCAGCAUUUCCGUUCGCGUCCUAUUUUUCCUCCAGGCAGCUUUUGACAGCCCUGUUUACGCCUACGCCUUUGAAUAUCCUGUCUUCCCAGCUCUCUGCCGACUUGGAGAUGAAUGUUAUGUUCAUUUUGGAGCAUGAGGAGAACUUUGGCUUUCAUCUAGAUCUUCUCUUCAAAAACUACAUAAGGAAUGAGGAUGAUGCAUGCAGAGUUCUAAGGUUUAUAGUGAACAUUCCGUGUCCCUUGAACAUCGGAAGGGUGGUCAAUUCGCUUUUGGAUAGAUAUCCCGCAUCGUAUGUUGCGUUGGUGUACGACAUACUGUUCUGGAACCAGAAGGAAAGGCUAAAUGGAAAUUUGAUAGAAUAUCUUAGGGGAGACAACAACAAGAUUGUGGCAAAACUGACCUUCUUGCAGGAGGAGUGGGAGCCGCUGAGACUGGCGGUGGAAAGUAUUAAAAGGAAGCAGGAGCAGACGGUAGAGAACCUAGCCAGGACGAUCCACAAUCUUAAUUUCAAUAGGUAUUUUGGGUUGGUCAAAGAAAUGGAGAAGUGGGGGACACCCGUGAUUCCAAAAGAGAUGUACGAUAGAAUUAUAGCAGAGUCGUCUGAAUGGGACGGAUAUGCCCAGGUUUAUCUGUGGAAAAUAAUUGGGUUUCAAAAGAUCUAUCUAGGACUUGAAGUCGAUGCUCCCAAAAAAAUAGAAAGCCUAGAAGCGCUUGAGGGCCUUGAAAUUGUCAGGAAUCUUUCAGGUCUUAAAAAAAGGCAAUAG